This is a messenger RNA of Cottoperca gobio, 2015 nucleotides long. Its product is annotated as monocarboxylate transporter 2. Gene Ontology annotation, cellular component: basolateral plasma membrane. The record is from RefSeq and is a predicted model, not a curated record. Gene Ontology annotation, molecular function: lactate transmembrane transporter activity. Lineage: Eukaryota; Metazoa; Chordata; Actinopteri; Perciformes; Bovichtidae. Bases 1 to 1434 code for a protein of 477 amino acids. The transcript has 4 exons. Gene Ontology annotation, biological process: plasma membrane lactate transport.
AUGCCGCCCCCAGCCACAAGUCCCCCCGCCGUGCCCCCACCGGACGGCGGUUGGGGGUGGGCUGUGGUGUUGGCAUCUUUCAUCUCCAUAGGAUUCUCGUACGCUUUCCCCAAGGCCAUCACAGUCUACUUCAAAGACAUCCAGGUCAUCUUCGAUGCGUCCUACAGUCAGAUCGCGUGGAUCUCCUCCAUCAUGCUUGCGGUCAUGUAUGCUGCAGGUCCCAUCAGCAGCAUACUGGUCAACACAUAUGGUUGCAGACCCAUCGUCAUGAUGGGGGGCUGCCUCUGUGCCACUGGCAUGAUCUUAGCUUCGUUCUGUACCAGCGUUGUGCAGCUUUACCUCUGCAUAGGAGUUAUCGGUGGACUUGGACUAGCCUUCAACCUGCAGCCAGCACUGACGAUGAUAGGCAGAUACUUUGCAAAGAAGCGUCCCCUUGCUAACGGGCUGGCGAUGGCAGGCAGUCCGGUGUUCCUCAGCACCCUAGCUCCUCUCAACCAAUACCUCUUCAACCAGUUCGGCUGGAGAGGCAGCUUCCUCAUCCUGGGCGGCCUGCUACUGAACUGCUGUAUAGCUGGUUCCCUCAUGAGGCCUCUCGGACCGCAACCAAGCAAGCUCAAGAAGGACGAAGAGUUAGCCGUCAUAGCCACCACAACAAAAGAGAAGCGCACUGCCUGGCAAAUAGUCAACAAGUACCUGGACUUGACACUCUUCAAGCAUCGUGGCUUCCUCAUUUACCUGUCAGGCAACGUUAUUAUGUUCCUGGGCUUCUUUGCACCUAUCGUCUUCCUUACGGCCUACGCUAAGGACAUGGGCGUGGAUGAGUACUCGUCUGCCUUCCUGCUCUCAAUUCUUGCUUUUGUCGACAUGUUUGCCAGGCCUUCCAUGGGGCUCCUGGCCAACUCGCGCUGGAUCCGACCCAAGAUCCAGUACUUUUUCUGCUUUGCUGUGCUGUACAAUGGGAUAUGCCACGUCCUCUGCCCACUGGUGGAAAGCUACACCGGUUUGGUGGUGUAUGCGAUGUUCUUUGGCUUUGCCUUUGGCAUGGUUAGCUCAGUGCUGUUUGAAACACUGAUGGACCUAGUUGGGCCUCAGCGAUUCUCCAGUGCUGUGGGACUCACCACCAUUGUGGAGUGCUGUCCAGUCCUCAUUGGUCCACCUCUAGCAGGGAAACUGGUCGAUGUCACAAAAAACUACAAGUACAUGUAUUUUUGCUGUGGAGUUGUCGUGAUUUUGGCCAGUAUUUGGCUCUUCAUUGGGAACUUCAUUAACUACAGACUCUUGGAGCGUGAGCGCAAGUGUGCAGAGAUGUACAAACGGACUGAGACGGAAGAUCCGGACCAUGUUCAGGAUCAGAAGGAGGCUCAGGCGUCGGAGGAGCUGGUUGACAAAAGUGAAAAGGGUGACGAACCUAUGCAGCGGGAAACCAAUAUCUAAAUAUUUAUGCUCUGCCAACAGUUACCUUCACCUCUGUGACCACCUCCCAAAACCCUCCACUACGAUCAAACUAAGCUCCAUGCCAAGAGUUGCCUCUCUGUGUUCCACCAGGCUCUAUCUCUGCACUUCUCUUAAACUAGCUGCCAUAGCAACAACCGUGUUGUAGUAGGCUGUGAGGCGUAAUAUUGUCAAAGAGCAUUAGCUGUGACUAUAACAGAACUAUUAACCACAGAGAAAAGUGUAAAAUAGAGACUAAAAGUCAGAAAUUGGAAUGGAAAACAGAGUAGUUCUUGCUGUAUUUUCUUUGUUUUUGCCACCUUCACCUCAUAUCGAUAUUACUGUACAAGAUUGCAACUGGGGGAUAAGUACAUUCACAACUGACACCUAGUGGCAGUUACAAACAGGAUGUAGGAUUUAAGGUGUCUGUAGGAACUCCAAAGGUGUGUCAACUGAGAGCUAGCAUAGCAGCAAAGCCACAGACUUUGGCAGAUAACUGAAAACAUGUAUCAAAUUCCCAGUCAGAUAAUCAACUCUGUUUAAUAAAAGUAUUCCCUGCUGCAGUUUGCUUCGGGCUAAUUUUA